This is a messenger RNA of Erythranthe guttata (spotted monkey flower), 1639 nucleotides long. RefSeq names its product fasciclin-like arabinogalactan protein 1. NCBI's taxonomy places the organism in Eukaryota, Viridiplantae, Streptophyta, Magnoliopsida, Lamiales, Phrymaceae. The record is from RefSeq and is a predicted model, not a curated record. Gene Ontology annotation, cellular component: plasma membrane.
GCAGAUCACGUAUUUAUUAGAAUUAUUUAUAACUCCUUUCACUCCCACUAUUUGUUUCCACUCUUCAGCUAUUCCCAGUCCAAAUAGAGCUGAAAAAAUAUUCUCUCUCCGCCACAAAUACAAUGCAGCUCCGCCUCUCCGCCGCCGCCGCAGCAGCGGUGGUGGUGAUAUCAUCUCUCUCUCUUUUCCUCCUCCCGUCCACCGUCGACGCACACAACAUUACCCGCAUCCUCGCAAAGUACCCGGAACUCUCCACCUUCAACCACUACCUGACAGUGACGCAGCUCGCGCCGGAGAUCAACCGCCGCGAGACGAUAACCGUCUGCGCCGUCGACAACGGCGGGAUGGGGGAUCUGCUCUCGAAGCGCCUCACGAUCGGCGCCAUAAGAAACGUGCUCGAGCUCCACGUGCUCCUCGAUUACUUCGACGCGAAGAAGCUCCACCAGAUCACCGACGGCACCGCCCUCGCCGCCACCAUGUUCCAGGCCACCGGCUCCGCCCCCGGAUCUUCCGGCUUCGUCAACAUCACCGAAUUAAAAGGCGGAAAAGUCGGAUUCUCCCCCGAGGAAAACGGAGGCGUGAUUUCCGCGUAUUUCGUGAAAUCAAUCGAAGCCAUACCCUACAACAUCUCCGUAAUUCAGAUCUCGACAAUUUUGCCUUCUCCCGAAGCCGAGGCGCCGGCUCCCGAGCCGAGCCAGAUGAAUCUCACGGCUCUGAUGUCGGCUCGCGGCUGCAAGGUGUUCGCCGAGGCGCUGCUGGCUAAUCCGGCGGAGCAGACUUACGAGAGCAACCUCGAGAGCGGAUUGACCGUAUUCUGCCCCGGCGACGACGCGAUGAAGAGCUUCAUCCCCAAAUUCAAAAACCUAACCGCCGCCGGCAAACAGUCGCUGCUCGAAUACCACGCCACGCCGAUUUAUCAGACGCUCGCCGGCCUGAGAUCCAACAACGGACUGACGAACACCCUGGCCACCGACGGCGACAAAAAGUACGACUUCACCGUGCAGAACGACGGCACCGGCGUCACGAUCAAGACGAAAAUCGUGACGGCGAAGAUCGUCAAGACGUUGGUGGACGUCAAUCCGCUGGCGAUAUACCAGCUGGAUAAGGUUUUGAUGCCGCCGGAGCUCUUCAAGGCGGCGGCGUCUCCGACUCCAGCCCCCGCUCCGGCUCCCGAAGCCAAUGCCAAACCGCCGAAGAAGCACAAGUCGCCGCCGGCGCCGGAUGCUCCGUCGGACUCUCCGGCAGAUGCUCCCGACGGAGAUGUGGCGGAUCAGACCGCCAACGGCGCCGGAGCAGCAGCUAGAUUCACUGGUGCUGUGAUUUUGAGUCUGGGGUUUGUGUUUUUACAGCUGUAAGUUUAUUUUGCUUGUUUGUAUUUUUAUUUAUUUUUGCUUGGCCUUUAUUUUUAUUUUUAUUUUUAUUUUAUUUUAUUUAUAUUCAUUAACUAAUUAAAGGCGGGACAGCGGUAGUUAUUAAAUUAAUUUCUGUUUCCAUAGAUGUUUUAAGACCCUUCUUUUAAUUUAUUUAAUUACAAUAGUGUAUGUUGCUGAUUUUUAUUUAACUGAAAAGCAGGCAUGUUUUCAUGUAGUUUGUUUUGACACUUUCAGAUUAAUAAUUGUAUUUUUGUUAUUUGUUUUAA